AAGCGGAGGGAGGGAGGAGCCGCGAGGGGCGCGCGCAGCCGGCUUCUCUGCGAGGGAGGGACCCCCGGUCGAGCUUGACUCUGGGCCUGGCUGGUUGGUGAGGCCUUCAUUCUGAGGCUUUCUUCUCUCACCGCGCUCGGCCAUGGAAGCCGAGGAACCAGGCCCCAGAUACUACACUCCUCUUCAACCAGCAUUUUAUCCUUUUUCAUUCCAUCAAAUGAUGACUGCUACAGAUAUGGAUACAUUGAAUGAUCAGGAAACUCCUCAGGAAAUUUUGGAGCCAAACAUGGUUCAGGAACCUAUUCCAGCACCUGUUAAAGGAAGAAAAAGAAGAAAUAAAUCUUCUGAACCCAAAAAGCCUGCUGCUAAAGUCCCUAAAGUUCCUAAAGCUGCCAAAUCAAAAGGCAAACAGGAGAAAAUCACUGAUAAGUUCAAAGUCAAAAGGAAAGUUGAUCGGUUUAAUGGUGUGACUGAAGCUGAAUUGUUGACCAAAACUCUUCCUGAUAUAUUGACCUUCAACUUAGACAUUGUAAUUAUUGGUAUAAACCCAGGUUUAAUGGCUGCCUAUAAAGGACAUCAUUAUCCAGGACCUGGAAACCACUUCUGGAAGUGUCUUUUUUUGUCUGGAUUAAGUGAAGAACAGUUGAAUCAUAUGGAUGACCAUACUUUACCGUUUAAAUAUGGAAUUGGUUUUACAAACAUGGUGGAAAGGACAACACCAGGUAGCAAGGAUCUUUCCAGCAAAGAGUUUCGGGAAGGAGGACGAAUUCUGGUGCAGAAGUUGCAGAAAUAUCAACCUAAAAUAGCAGUUUUUAAUGGAAAAUGUAUUUAUGAUAUUUUUAGUAAAGAGGUUUUUGGAGUCAAGGUUAAAAAGCUGGAAUUUGGGCUACAGCCACAUAAAGUCCCAGAUACAGAAACACUUUGCUAUGUUAUGCCAUCGUCCAGUGCAAGAUGUGCUCAGUUUCCUCGUGCACAAGAUAAGGUUCAUUAUUACAUAAAACUCAAAGAACUGAGGGAUCAACUGAAAGGUAUUAUACCGAAUUCUGAAAUCCAAGAAGUGCAUUACUCAUUUGACCUGCAGCUUGCACAAGAGGACGCUAAGAAGAUGGCUGUCAAAGAAGAAAAGUAUGAUCCAGGAUAUGAAGCAGCCUAUGGAGGUGCUUAUGGUGAUGAAGCAGCACCAGAGAGUGAACCCUGUAACUUCCCAUCAAAUGGAACAGCAACUGCUACAGAGUACAGCAGUAGUUCUUCCUUUGGAGAAGUCGCUAAUGGACAAUGGAUGACACAGUCUUUCACUGACCAGAUUCCAGAGUUCAGCAAUUCUAGACCACAAGAGGAAGGAAAUGAUGCUUAAAGUCUGCCUGUAAAAGUCAGGCCUAAGUGCUGCAGGGUUUUAAACACAUUUGUCAAGAACGGUACCUCAGUUCCCCCAACUGAAGCAUUUUGAUAGCAUUUUACCUCUUAAUUUUCUUAUGCUAACCAUUUGUGUUGGUAGAUUUAGGCAUAUGAAUUAUGUCACUUUAAAGAAAUGUCCCAAGUUUUUUUUAAGAUAAAAAAAAAUCCCUUUUCUUUUUCUAUGAAACUUUUAUAUUUAAAUUGUUCCAUAGUUGCAGUUUUAGAAAACUGAAUCAUUUGUGACGACCCAUUUCUUAUUUUAAACUUGUAUUUUGUAAGUAAUAGGUGGACAUAUUUUUAACCAGUCCCUUCAUAUGUUGGGAUAUUUCAUAUGUAGUUUAGUACAUCUGAGAAGGUGGGAAGAGGCUUUUAGAUUUAAUAUUGUUACUGGACAUUGACACAACAUGCAGUUGUCCACCACAUCUGUUACACAAUAAUAGAUAUUCAGACCUACUUUAUAAAGAGCUUCUUUGUCGCAGAAGCAACACCAGGCAUUUUUUCUUUGUUUUUGUUUUUAAGGAACUCCAUUUCUUAAAUCAGUCCUGGAGCAUGCAUGUGGUUACUUACAUCAUUUGCUUCCACCAAUUUAAUAUGUGAGCUUUCUAACUGAAAAACAUUAGGGCUGAAGCACAUGAUUUGUACCUACCUUUGCUAGAGUCAAACACCUUCAUUCUACCUUUAUCUUGGCUGCUUGCUGCUACCUCAGCUGUCAUUUUCUUUUCUUGUUUAUCAACACUCCAUAUAUUCUCAGAACAUCAUCCAAGUAUUUGACAUAAUGCCGUGCUCUGUUUGCUGACACAUUGUGAGCAGUUGACUCCUAACUAGAAUAAGGACAGUCCUUCCCAUAUCAGAUAACAUGGUUUAUUGAAGCAGAGAUGGAUAAUUGUGGUCUUCCUUUGUCUUAGGCAAUGAUCUUUAAAUUCGAACAGAGGUUUUCAUAAAAAACAUCUUAUUUCUCCUUUCCCCACUUUUUGGCUCAGCCUUAAGAAGGUAUUGCUUGUGGGAAAAAGACAGUAGAGUGUUCCAUCACUUAUCAUGGGGUUUACGUUCAAGGACCACCCGCGAUAAGUGAAAAUCCGUGAAGUAGGGACACUAUAUUUGUGUUGUUUACAAUCUCACUGGCAAGUAGCGUCUCUCUCCCCUCCUCGCCUCUCAAGCACGCGCAUAUGCGCUUGAGGCGAAAACAAAGCUGCUUCAGCCUCCUUUUCUCUCCCUUCAGCUUGUCCUUCCUUCCUUCUCUUUAGGAAGGAAGUAGAAAGAGGAAUUUAUAAUAUUAUUUUAUGAUUUAUACUAUUUUAGUGUUUAUUAAAACCGCAAAACAGCGAAUACGCAAAAAGCAAACCACGAAGUAGCGAGGGAACACUGUACUAUCUUCAGUGUAAUAUCUGGGACAACACUUUGGUUUGAUUUUAACACAAUGAGUAGGACGUGUGGACCAGUCUUUAUUGUUCAGAAGAUUAGAGUACACAUACAUACACAUUUUCAGGGAAAUGUCUGAUAACUGUGCCCUUGUUUUCUCUAUCUCAGGAAGACAGUGGGAAAUCCUGUGUCAUAUCUAUUGCACUCAUUCUUUCCCACCUUUAGAAUGAAUAACAUGUAGGACUGCUCUAGAAAUGGAAGAAUUUAAUAAUUCAACUCCACUCAGAUAGAAAGUCAUCUUUAUAAGGAAGCAAAACUUUCCAGAAUUCAGUACUUUUCCUUUGUUGGAAAUGUAGCACUCUGUAUCUUACUGACCACACUGUUAGUAGUGCUAGCAAGCUGUUCAAGUCUUAGGAAGCCACAAGCAUGCUCUGGGGAGUAUCUAACCAUUUACAAAACAUUUUACUAAGGUUCAGGGCAUGGUUCACUUUCAUUGCAUGUGCAGUAGUGCUUAUUUUACCUUUCCCUUCUUAUAGGCAACAUAAUGGCACAUUGAGGGAAUGGGAACUCCCUGUGCUGCAUCAUACCCUUUCCGUAUGACUUAUAGGUUAAGGUUGUUGAAAAAAUGUUACAUAUGAAUUAAAGAGGAGGCCCUGGUAUACAAGUACACAGUUUGCAUACCUAAGUGAAGUUAAGUUUAACUAGAAAACUGCAAGCUGGUGCUGAACUUAUAAUGUAAGUGGAUCAUGCCUACUUUCUUUAGGUCUAUUGGGAUUGAAGACACUUGUCCUUGUAUUCUUUUAUCCCCCUCAAUCCUCAAAAAGGUUAAGAUAUGACUUAAAAGAACAAGCAAUAAGAGAAUUAAGCAGAUUUUGAUAAACUGUCAGUCAAGUGCUCUGGAUACUUGAAUGAUGUGCAAGAACUGUGUUUACAUAAUGUAUACAUGGUUUCGAUCACUAUAUAACUAUGCCACAUACAGAGUGGUAUUAGGAGUAAGUAGCUAAGUGGAUCGGUUGGAAAGUAAAAUAAUUCAAUGGCCUAUUAGCCACUUUGGAACAUUUUCACUAUGUUUUGACUUGGUGAUGCUUAAAAUGUAGGCAUGUCUGUGGACUUCCACCAAAAUCAUGUACCUUAAUCCUAAAAUACAGUGUUUUGGUUUUAUUUUUUAAAUUAAGAUUCAGGUGUAUAUUCUACAAUCAUGUUGGUUACUCCCUGGGGGAAAAAGUUCCUUAUCUUGUCAACAGACUAAAUGAUUCAUUGGCAGAAUAAUCCUUUCCAUAUUUACUCGGAAACAAGAUCCUUUUUCAGUGGGAUCGAACUUACUAGUGAGUAUGUCUAGGAUCACAGCCUUAGUUUAUCUUUUAUGUAUCGCUGUUUACAUGGACACUUUUUAGCAAGUGCUUGAAGUGCCUUGCAUCAGGGAUCUGGAACAAUUUUUAUUUUUAACAGACCUAUAUUAUUCCAGAUAGAUAGCUCAGUAAUAACUAUAUAAAAGGGAACAUCUUGUUUUGAAAGAGGCAUCAUUAAAUUGCUGAGAAAUAAAGUGCACAAUGGAUUAAUGAAAUGUGAAUACACAUCUCAAAUAUGGUGCUCUGAAACUGUACUUAAUAAUUUUGGUCUGUCAGUUUCUUGCAAAAAAAGUCUUAACAUGAAUUACUGGUGCUUAAUUGUGACAUUGUCUUGAUGCUGAAUUGCUAUUUGCUUUGAAAAGAAACAGUGAUAAAUUAUUUGAAAUGAAUAAAAGAAUUGAUGUUUAA
Messenger RNA from Anolis carolinensis (green anole), 4511 nucleotides. RefSeq names its product thymine DNA glycosylase (gene tdg). NCBI's taxonomy places the organism in Eukaryota, Metazoa, Chordata, Lepidosauria, Squamata, Anolidae. The transcript has 10 exons. The coding region runs from base 143 to 1354 and encodes 403 amino acids. Gene Ontology annotation, molecular function: uracil DNA N-glycosylase activity; pyrimidine-specific mismatch base pair DNA N-glycosylase activity. Gene Ontology annotation, cellular component: nucleus. Gene Ontology annotation, biological process: base-excision repair, AP site formation. The record is from RefSeq and is a predicted model, not a curated record.